Molecule: messenger RNA, 2175 nt
Organism: Hansenula ciferrii
Lineage: Eukaryota; Fungi; Ascomycota; Saccharomycetes; Phaffomycetales; Wickerhamomycetaceae
Exons: 1
Coding region: 1-2175 (724 amino acids)
Source: RefSeq, a predicted model, not a curated record
AUGUCAUUAUUUACGAGGACGGAUGAUGUUCCACAACCAGAAGAUGGAAGGGAGGUUCUUUUAAGGAGAAAAACUUUAUCUUUAUUGAAGGAAAACAUAGAGUACAAGAAAAUAAUUGAGGACAAACAAAAAGAGAUCCUCAAAUUGGAAUCUACGCUUCUUACAAGAAAUGAAGAUAUCGUUAAAGCUAAUGAAGAAAUUUUGAUUUUAAAACAAUUAAUCAAAGUACAAAGGCGAAAGCAAUUAAAAUUAAUCUUAAAGGGCUCUAAAUUGAGUAACGAAUUGAAUAACGUGGAGCCUAGGAAUCGAGGUGAUGAUGAAGUUGAAUCCAAUGAAUCGUUUAAACCACCUGAACCUAGACUGAGAGAUAUAAAUCUUAAUCCAAGUGAAGACUUUUUCAGUAAAAGACCUACUGAGGUUCAAUAUGGACAUACGUUUAAGAACUUAAUCAUAUCAGAAUACAGCGCAAUUGUUGAAGGUGUCGCAGUUGGUGACAAGUUUAUUUCAUUUGACACCGCUGAAAAAAUAUUGUUUAUAAUAUACGAUAUUAUAAACGGUAUUGGAUCUGGUAUCCAAGAUACAAGGGUUUAUGAGUUGGCUGAAAACUCGAAAACAGUAAAAAGAAUAAUUCAAUGCAGGUCAUGCAAUCAAAGGUUAGCAUUAUUGGAAUUUAAUAAUUUCAGAAGUCCUUUUGUAUACUUAGCAUCUUAUGUUGAAAAUCAUAUCUGCAAAUACCCUGAUAUUAUAAAUAAACUAGCAAUAAACUUUAAAAAAAAACUAAGGGAAAAGGAAGUACAAGAUAGCAAAGCUAACAAAAAGAAAAAAAAAACAAAAUCUGAACUUGAUGAAGAAAUUGUUCAAAAAUGGAGACACCAGGAACAAUUAUAUGAUGAAAUAUUCCAAAAAUUACUUGGUGAUGUGACAUUAUUUAAACAAUAUAUAUUCAUAAGUAAAACUGUGAAUAUAUCUUCAAAAAGAUCAUUAGAAUUCAUAUCAGAGGUUACUCUUCGUUUGUAUCCUAAGAUGAUGAAUACAAACCAGAAAACAAUGUCGCAAAAAUAUAAAGAUCUUAAUGAUCUUGUUAUUGCUUGUUGUAUCAAUAUAAUGGGACUAGAUAACUCUGAGGUAUUUCAAAGGAUUAAUGAGAGAUUGAACAAAACUUUUUCGGUUAAUGAUUUCACCACCAGCACAAAGAAGAACGAAGAAUCACAACUUCGUAGAAACAUUGGUAAUAUUUAUAAUGAUGAGUUCGAAGACAGUGACAUUAUAUCGCUUGCAUUAGAACUUACUAAUUAUGAAAUCACCAUGUUUGUGGCAUCUGAGGAGAAAAUGAUAUUUACUAAUUAUAAGUCUGAGACAAGUUAUGGUGUUGAUCAAUUUCCAAACUCAGAUCAGGUGUUGGAGAAAUUGAAUAAUAAUAUUGAUAAAGCCAAGCAGGAGAAGCUAAGAAAAGAAUUGUCAAGAUCUACAGGCGAACAUGGUAAAGAAAAUGAAGAAUUAAAUUUUGAUUUGGUGGACGAAAUGGAUGAGGAUUCUGAAGAUAAUGAUAUUCCAGAUGCUGAAAAGGCUUCGCUAAGUGAACUAGCUGCUUCACAUGUUGAUCGGAACGAAUCAUUCUUUCCAUUAGCAGAAGUUUAUAAUAAAAGCAACAGCAGUACACAAUCGUUUACCCAAGAGUUUAAAGCAAAGAAAGAUAUUGUUGAUAAAUCUGUCAUUGAUAAUGCAAUAAAUCUGUUGGUUGAACUUAAGAACAAGAAGAAAAGUAUUGAUCUGGUCUACUUUCAAAACAAAGUGUCACAAGCUAUUUGGGAUAAAAGUGAAGGCUGCUUGUUUUUGGAUGGCACUUACACGAAGAUCAAAUAUAGUAGAUAUAAAGACAAUUUCAACACAUUGUUGGUUAUAUCUACAAGAUUGUGUAAUGGGUCAUCAAUUCCAAUUGGGUUCGCAUUAGUCAAUAAUGAAAAUUUUAUUAAUUGGUCAAUUGUAUUGGAAACUUUUAAAAUGGUUAACUUUGAGGAGCUUAAAUCUUUGAAGCAAGUUCGUUUGCUUUCAGACAGCCAAAAAGGAUUGUUACUCAGUAUGAACAUUUGUUUAACAGAUUUCUUUGAAGAAAUGGAUAUCUCAAGUUGUAUCGUGCAUUUAAAAAAAAAAUCUGCUAAAAUAUAUAAAAGAUAA